UUUCACUCCCUCGACGGGUCCGCCAUAUUCAAACCCCUGAGGGUGUUUGCGUCAUUUCGGCUCUCACUCCGGCGGCUCAUCUGAAUAUAUAUAUUUCACUCACACUCCAUAGCUUAAACUUGACUUUCCCCCAAAAUCUAGAUUCUCUUCGAUUUCGCCGGCGGCGCCACCACCACCAAAUUCCGAGAAAUGGAGUCAGCCACGCUAUCGCAAAUCGGUCUCGCUGGUUUGGCAGUCAUGGGGCAGAACUUGGCCCUAAACAUUGCCGAGAAAGGGUUUCCCAUCUCUGUUUACAAUCGCACUACAUCCAAAGUCGACGAAACCCUAGAUCGCGCCCACCGCGAGGGCCAAUUGCCGCUCACCGGCCACUACAACCCCAAGGAUUUCGUCCUCUCCCUCCAGAAGCCGCGCUCUGUUAUCAUCCUCGUCAAGGCGGGUGCGCCGGUCGAUCAGACAAUCGCCGCCCUCUCCGCCUACAUGGAGCCUGGCGACACCAUCAUCGAUGGGGGAAACGAGUGGUACGAGAACACCGAGCGCCGCAUGGUCGAUGCAUCUGCCAAUGGUCUGCUCUACCUCGGCAUGGGCGUCUCCGGUGGCGAGGACGGCGCCAGAUAUGGUCCCUCUCUGAUGCCUGGUGGCUCCCACCGUGCUUACUUGAAUAUUCACAAUAUUUUAGACAAGGUCGCGGCUCAGGUCGACGAUGGCCCCUGCGUCACCUACAUCGGUGAAGGGGGUUCCGGCAAUUUCGUGAAGAUGGUCCAUAAUGGGAUCGAGUAUGGUGAUAUGCAACUCAUUUCUGAGGCGUAUGAUGUGUUGAAGAAUGUUGGGGGUUUAGGUAACGAUGAGCUCGCCGAGAUUUUUGGGGAAUGGAAUCGCGGUGAGCUGGAGAGCUUCUUGAUUGAGAUCACAUCCGACAUCUUUAAGGUGGAGGAUCAUGAAUCCGGGAAGGGGCAUUUGGUGGAUAAGAUUCUUGACAAGACGGGGAUGAAGGGAACUGGGAAGUGGACCGUGCAGCAGGCAGCCGAGCUGUCCAUUGCAGCUCCCACUAUUGCUGCUUCGUUGGACAGCAGGUAUAUGAGCGGGUUGAAGGAUGAGAGAGAGGCUGCCUCCGAGAUUUUCAGAAAGGAAGGGUUGACGGAGGAGAUCAACAAUGUGGGGGGCGUGGAUAAGAAGAAGUUGGUUGAUGAUGUUAGGCAGGCCCUUUAUGCAUCCAAGAUUUGCAGUUACGCGCAAGGGAUGAAUCUGUUGAGGGCCAAGAGUUUGGAGAAGGGGUGGGGAUUAAAUUUGGGGGAGCUGGCACGGAUUUGGAAAGGUGGGUGCAUUAUUAGGGCCGUGUUCUUGGACAGGAUCAAGCAGGCUUAUCAGAGGAAUCCGGGGCUGGCUAAUUUGUUGGUAGACCCAGAAUUUGCUAGGGAGAUGGUGCAGAGGCAGGCGGCUUGGAGACGAGUUGUGGGGUUGGCAAUUGAGAAGGGCGUUAGUGUUCCUGGAAUGUCAGCUAGUUUGCAGUAUUUUGAUACCUAUAGGCGUGGGAGGCUCCCUGCUAACCUUGUGCAGGCGCAGAGGGACUACUUUGGGGCGCAUACCUAUGAGAGGGUUGAUCGCCCGGGAGCAUAUCACACUGAGUGGUCCAAGCUUGCUCGUAAAGCUAGGGUCUAGUGGAGAAGGCCUUGUUUGAGGUUUGGUUGUUAUUCCUAUGGUUUUCUUGAGGCAUUAAGCUUGAAUUGAAGUUGUAUCCCCUGAUGAGAAUUUGUUGUUGACAAAAAUAUUUUGUAGCAUUGCAUUGUUGUUGCGUAUGCAGUUAAUAAGAGAAGCAUGCCUUAUUUUGAA
Molecule: messenger RNA, 1827 nt
Organism: Salvia hispanica
Lineage: Eukaryota; Viridiplantae; Streptophyta; Magnoliopsida; Lamiales; Lamiaceae
Product: 6-phosphogluconate dehydrogenase, decarboxylating 3, chloroplastic-like
Biological process (GO): pentose-phosphate shunt
Molecular function (GO): NADP binding; phosphogluconate dehydrogenase (decarboxylating) activity
Source: RefSeq, a predicted model, not a curated record